Triplophysa rosa is the source of this 1874-nucleotide messenger RNA. It is a transcript of the gene rab7a, whose product is annotated as RAB7a, member RAS oncogene family. The record is from RefSeq and is a predicted model, not a curated record. Gene Ontology annotation, cellular component: phagocytic vesicle; late endosome; lysosome. The transcript is spliced from 6 exons. Gene Ontology annotation, molecular function: GTP binding; GTPase activity. NCBI's taxonomy places the organism in Eukaryota, Metazoa, Chordata, Actinopteri, Cypriniformes, Nemacheilidae. The coding region runs from base 318 to 941 and encodes 207 amino acids. Gene Ontology annotation, biological process: endosome to lysosome transport; phagosome-lysosome fusion.
CAUCACAGGGUUGUUUUGGAGGAAGUUAAAGCAGAUCCCGAAACAGAAAGAGAAGAGAGCCGUCAGUUUACCGAGGGGUAGCAACGGUUUUAGCACUCGUAUCGGUAUUCCCCAUUCCGGAUUAAUUCACCCCUACACUAGUGGAAACGAGUCAGUCCCCUGCUGCAACAGCGACGGGAGUUGUUUUUUUGUUUUGCACCAUAAACAUCAGUCUUGUGAAAGGACACGGCAGCAUUUUAGCUCACAGGCUAAAACACUAGAACAAAUACAGACUGAUAUUCGCUAGAUCUCCUGCUUUAUAAACCAGUUGUGACACUAUGACAUCAAGGAAGAAAGUUCUACUCAAGGUGAUCAUCCUUGGAGACUCCGGGGUCGGGAAGACGUCUCUGAUGAACCAAUAUGUGAAUAAGAAGUUCAGUAAUCAGUAUAAAGCUACUAUAGGAGCAGAUUUCUUGACAAAAGAAGUGAUGGUGGAUGACCGACUUGUCACAAUGCAGAUAUGGGACACAGCAGGUCAGGAGAGGUUCCAGUCGCUGGGUGUGGCUUUUUACCGCGGUGCCGACUGCUGCGUGUUGGUGUUUGACGUCACUGCCCCCAACACCUUUAAGACACUGGACAGCUGGAGGGACGAGUUCCUCAUCCAGGCCAGUCCGCGCGACCCAGAAAACUUCCCAUUCGUGGUGCUGGGCAACAAAAUUGAUCUGGAGAAUAGGCAGGUAACAACCAAGCGAGCACAGGCUUGGUGCCAGAGUAAGAACAAUAUCCCGUACUUUGAGACCAGUGCAAAGGAAGCCAUCAACGUAGAGCAGGCUUUCCAAACCAUCGCACGCAACGCACUCAAACAGGAAACCGAAGUGGAGUUAUACAAUGAGUUCCCCGAGCCAAUCAAACUAGACCGGAACGAUAGAGCCAAACCAAUAGCAGAGUCUUGUAGCUGCUGAAGACCUCCAGGGGCACACUCUCUUUCUUUUUCUCACCCCAUCUCUUUCUUCGUCUCUUCCUCACCCUUUACCUUAACAUAAUCACUGGCCUUUGUCAUUCAGUAUCCUGCACAGUUUACAUUCACAGCCACACACACCCACAUGCUUGAGAGGCUAAAUCUCUCUCCCAUAGUAAUCAAGAAGACAUUUUCCUGCGCUGUCCCGACACCUCUCACCAGUUCUAAAGAAUCGUCCUACUAAACUCUCCAGAACACUUGAAUGGCUCUUGGGAUUUUUUUCUAUAUGAUCCAGUCCCGCAGUGCAAUUGGAACGUGUGUGAUGCGAGCGGGGAUGUGUAUCAAUGCAUUAAAGCUGUACAUACCUGAACUUCCAGAUGCUCUCAACCGCUUCCUCAUUCUGCUUAAAAUAAAGUGAUGACCUGACAGAAAGCAUAUUCUACAUGCUUUAUUUGCAUCUCAGUCAUAUAUUCAAAAAUGCUUCUGUUGGCAGGAUGUACCACCAUCCAAGUCUUGAAGCACUGGGGUCCAAAACUGCCCCUAACCCCUCUCACUUUUACAUCUGAAAUCUGCAGCCCAUUAAUCCAGUACACAUAAAAAUGUAAUAGGUGAUGGUGAAUUCAGACAUAAUUUGAAUAUGUAUCUCUUUACAAUUCAUGCUAUGACGAUUCUGAUUUCUGUAUUGUCUUAUUAUCAAACCUCAGCAUGACCAAACCUCUGCGAGUCUGCCAUGAACAAGAUGUGGCUUAGGCCGUCUCUCAUCUAUAGUUUUUUAUUCAUAUCUUGCCAGGCCUCUACCAGUAGCUCAGGAUGGUGGAGAAUUUAAGUGCUCAGUAUCACUCAGCCGUUUGCCUGACUCUUUUUGUUCAUUAUAAUUGUAAUUAUUAUUAUUAUCUGCAUUGCAUAUACAAAUAAACAACAACUGGGUAAAACUGAA